AACUCGUUUGCUUUUGUCUCCAUUGAUAAUUUCUUUUCGGGAAUAUAUCCGAUAACAAAAGUAUAUUCAGAAUAAAAUUAUGAGCGACUAAUUUAGUAUGAUAAAUCUUUAAUAAAUAUUUUAUUCUCGGAGACUAGUAGUAAAUUAAAAGAGAGUAAUAUCUUCCAAGAUGACUCUUCGUAAUCUUUCGCGCACCUUUUCCCGUUCCUUAACUUAAUUCUGGAGCUCAACUUAUGAGUAAGAAACUCAUGUUAUGUUAUCUUCUACUAAUCAAAUUACAUAUCCCCAAAAUAUUUAUAUGCUGACUUUAGAUCCAUUUGUGAAAAUAUACUAUUAUUGCUUUCUAAUGAUAUGGCAAGCAGAGUCUACUCUCUCAUUGCUAGCUCGCCACUAUCGUACUCUUCUCAGAACUUGCGCUCGAUAUUUAGCUUUGGACGUGGGUAAGAAGCUCCACGCUUCCAUCGUCACCAAGGGUCUCGAAACUUCCCAAAAUACAUUUCUCCGUAAUGCUAUUCUUCACAUGUAUGCGGCGUGUGGUUAUGUUUCCUCUGCACGCAAGAUGUUCGAUGAAAUUCCAAUUUCGUAUAAAGACACUGUGGACUGGACAACGCUGAUGGGGUGCUAUGCACACGGGAGUUUUCCGCGUGAUGCACUCAAAUUGUUUGUUGAUAUGAGGAAGAGUGAUGUUUUGAUUGAUGAAUUUACUAUGGUUACUGUAUUCCUUGCAAGCGCGAAAUUGGGUUGUGAACUGUUUGGCUUUCAGGGACAUGGUUGUAUGGUUAAAAUGGGAUUUGGUUCGAGUGUUAAAGCGUGCAAUGCUGCUAUGGAUAUGUAUGUGAAGUGUGGGUUAAUUGAUAGAACAAGAAGGAUUUUUAACGAGAUGGAGGAAAAGAGUCUUGUUUCUUGGACUGUGGUUUUGGCGGGAGUGUUGAAGUGGGAAGCUUUUGAAAAUGCAAGGUUGUUUUUCCAUCGGAUGCCUAAGAGAAAUGAAGUAGCUUGUACAAUAAUGAUUGCAGCGUAUAUUGAGAAUGGUUUAACGAAGGAAGCUUUUGGGCUUCUACGUGAAAUGUUGUUUGAAUCUGGAUUUGAGUUGAAUUUUGUGACACUUUGUUCAUGGUUAUCAGCUUGUGCACAGUCGGGGAAUGUUUCGGUGGGUAAAUGGGUACAUGUGUAUUCUUUGAAGAUGAUAGAACAUGAAAUGGAUAUAAUGGUGGCAACAACCUUGAUUAAUAUGUAUGCAAAAUGUGGUAAGAUUGAUGAUGCUUUUCGAGUUUUUAAUGUGAUGCCUCGAAGGAACGUGAUUACGUGGAAUGCCAUGCUAAGCGGACUGGCAAUGCAGGGAAAGGGAAAUCUCGUGUUGGAUUUGUUUGGUCAGAUGAUUAGAGAGGUCAAACCAGAUGAUGUAACAUUUACAGCUGUAUUAAGUGCUUGUAGUCACUCAGGUUUGGUUGAUCAAGGUCGACAUUUUUUCUAUAGCCUUGAAUCGACAUAUGGAAUAAAGCCUUCUAUAGAAAAUUACUCGUGUGUUGUGGAUCUUUUGGGCCGGGCAGGGCAUCUUCAGGAAGCAGAGUCCAUAAUCAGGGCAAUGACGCUUCCCCCCAAUGAAGUUGUAUUGGGAUCACUGUUAGGGGCCUGCAGUGUCCAUAAGAACCUCGAGCUCGGGGAGUGCCUAAUGAAAGAGCUGAUCCAAAUCUAUCCUGAUAAUACCGAGUAUCAUGUCUUGCUUUCAAAUAUGUACUCUUUAGCUGGAAAAAUUGACAAGGCAAAUUCUUUUCGAGCAGUUCUUAGAAGCAGAGGCGUCAGGAAAUUACCUGGCAUGAGUUCUAUUUAUGUUGGUGGUCAAAUCCAUUGCUUCAGUGCGGGGGAUAAAUUGCAUCCACAAAGUCGAGAGAUCUAUAUGAUGCUGGAUGAGAUGAUUCGGAAAAUAAGAUUGGCUGGUUAUGCACCAGACACAGCCUGCCAAAUGGUUUCUGGAUUUGAUGGAGAGCAUUAUGGUUACGGCCAGGAGGAGAAGGAACAGGCUUUGUUCUCUCACAGUGAGAAGCUGGCUGUUUGUUUUGGACUCAUAAGCACACAAGCUGGCAUGCCUCUUUACAUUUUCAAGAAUUUAAGGAUAUGCCAAGAUUGUCAUUCAUCCAUGAAGAUUGUUUCCAAAGUUUACAAUAGAGAAAUUGUAAUAAGAGAUCGUAAUCGCUUUCACCGUUUUAAGCUAGGUUCAUGCUCUUGUUUUGACUAUUGGUGACAAAGGCAAAAGUCCUAAACGAAACUACCCUCCCCAGACCCCCACUUGUGGGAUUACACUGGAUAUGUUGUUGGAUUGAUGUUAACAAUCAGAAUGAAAAUUCUAAUUGUGGUUGAUUGGGCCCUUAUUGGGGCUUUUGAGUGAGGUGUUGGAACGGGAAAUAUUCAUAGAGGAAUUAUAGGAUAGAUAAGCAUAUUUCCCCCUAGUACAUAUUUCACAUUUUUCUCCUUUCUACUUCAGAGUUCCUGUGGGAAUACAGAGAUGUAUGCUAGUCAUAAUAGCGCCACGACUCGAAAUGUUAAUGAAAUCAGCAAAAGGAAAGUGCAAACCUCAAUUAAAAGAACAUCAGUAUUAUUGAUGCAAGAGAUGAGUUUAGAAUGUAAUGCUGAGUCACUGCCACAGAGGAGAAAUAUUGAAGUCUCCACACCUUCAUUUGAUGAUAACUUGUAGCAGAUUGAAGAAAAUAUAUGUGCUUCUGCACAUUUAUUGGGCAUAUAAGUCAAGAAGGAAGGAAGAGAUGUUCUUGGCUUGCACAAAUUCAUGCACCAGAGAAAAGGUUACAGAAUCUUAGUGCAGCAGAUGCUUUUGUGGAAAUCGACACCACAUUCUGUACUGAUGUUGCAGAUGCUUGGGAACGAACUCAUGGAAGAAGCUAAAGAAGUUCUUCACACAGUUCUUAAUUUAGUUGAAUUUUUACCCUGUGAUUUCCAUGUACUACUGAUGCUGGACCUCUCUUCAUUCUGCAUUUCUUUCAAGUUCUGAGGAUUGCAUAAAGUGAAAUUAUGCUUAUUAUUAAUAAAAAGAUAAGAGUUAGAUCUUA
This is a messenger RNA of Capsicum annuum, 3062 nucleotides long. RefSeq names its product pentatricopeptide repeat-containing protein At5g15340, mitochondrial. Bases 254 to 2242 code for a protein of 662 amino acids. The transcript has a single exon. Gene Ontology annotation, biological process: RNA modification. The record is from RefSeq and is a predicted model, not a curated record. Gene Ontology annotation, molecular function: zinc ion binding; protein binding; RNA binding. NCBI's taxonomy places the organism in Eukaryota, Viridiplantae, Streptophyta, Magnoliopsida, Solanales, Solanaceae.